Molecule: messenger RNA, 1209 nt
Organism: Rubroshorea leprosula
Lineage: Eukaryota; Viridiplantae; Streptophyta; Magnoliopsida; Malvales; Dipterocarpaceae
Source: the annotation of a GenBank genome assembly
AUAAACACAAAAAUUGUUCACCCACCUCUGCAAACGCCAAUUUACUGUUUCUCGCCACAUAUAACCCCAACAGGCACCUAAGUUCUCCUCUCUCAUUCAGUUCUCUCAUACCUAAACAGAAAGGGCGCCAUGGCGGGACCGCUAAGGCCUCAAUUCGUUCUCUUUGGAUCCUCCAUUGUCCAGCUUAGCUUCGGCAAUGGCGGUUGGGGUGCCACCCUCGCUGACAUCUAUGCUCGCAAGGCUGACAUAUUUUUGCGGGGAUAUUAUGGAUGGAAUUCACGACGGGCUGUUGAGGUCCUUGAUAAAGUUUUCCCAAAGGAUGCUGCUAUACACCCCUCUCUGGUAAUAGUUUAUUUUGGUGGUAAUGAUUCAAUGGGACCUCACCCAUCUGGCCUUGGCCCUCAUGUUCCACUAAACGAAUAUGUAGAGAAUAUGAGAAAAAUAGCAACUCAUCUGAAGAGCCUUUCGGAUUCAACACGCAUAAUUUUUCUUAGCUGUCCUCCUGUUGAUGAGGCCAGGGUUCGUCAAAACACAAGUGGAGUCUUUAGCCACCUGGUACGAACAAAUGAAUUAUGCAGAAUGUAUUCAGAUGCUUGUAUACAGCUGUGUCAGGAGAUGGAUAUCAAGGUGGUUGAUCUUUUUACUGCUUUUCAGAAUAGAGAUGACUGGAUUACUGCUUGUUUUACAGAUGGGGUUCAUUUAUCUUCUGAAGGGAGCAAAAUAGUUGUAGCCGAGAUAUUGAAAGUAAUAAAAGAAGCUGAGUGGCAGCCAUCUUUACACUGGAAGUCCUUGCCAACUGAAUUUUCAGAGGACUCUCCUUACGAUCUAGUUGCUGCUGAUGGUAAAACCACUUUAAAUGCCUCCGAGUGGACAUUUCACUGGGAGAUUCAAUGGGAUUAGAUUAAGGAAAUUCUUUACUUUUGUGUAUUUCAAAACAAGAAACAAAAAACUAAAGAUUGACCAUCCCUUCAAACAAAAUUUGGGUAAAGGAAUGAACUUGGAGUUACCAUCUUAAUGUAACUGCUUCUUAAGUAUUCAUGCCUAUGUUUGUUUGCAAUAUUUUGUUGUCUGUGUUCAAUAAGCAUGCAGAAGUUGCACCUGCAGCGUCAGCCACACUGGCCAAUGUGUGUGUUGGCCCUCCUGCAGGUGCAGCCAUGUUGUAUUAUCUCCUUCAAGAUUUCCCCUGCUCAAGAAAGGCAAUAGUUGAAU